CCUUCCUCUUAUAAUCACACCAGUCCUCAGGAUAUGUGGUAUGUCCUGACUGGAAUCACAGGACUGGAAGAUUCGCACACUUGGAUCUCCAUCCCUAUCUGUUCUAUGUAUGUUUUGGCUCUCCAAGGCAAUGCCUUCUUGAUCUUCGUGAUUGUGACUGAGCGCAGUCCCCAUGAGCCCAUGUAUAUCUUCCUUUCCAUGCUGGCCUCGGCAGAUGUGCUUCUCUCCACAGCCACAGCCCCCAAGAUGCUGGCCAUCUUCUGGUUCCAGUCCAUGGAUAAAUUGUUUGGUUGCUGUGUGUCCCAGAUGUUCUUCGUACAUUUCAUCUUUGUGGCAGAAUCUGCUAUUCUCCUGGCCAUGGCAUUUGACCGCUAUGUGGCCAUCUGUCACCCACUGAGAUACUCCACAAUCUUAACCUCUUCAGUCACUGGGAAGAUUGGCAUAACAGCUGUGGUCAGGAGCUUUAUCAUCUGCCUUCCAUUCAUCUUCCUGGUACACCGACUUAGGUAUUGUGGGAGAAACAUCAUUCCUCAUUCCUACUAUGAGCACAUGGGCAUUACCAGAUUGGCAUGUGAUAGUAUCAGGGUCAACAUCAUCUAUGGUCUGACUGUGGCCCUACUGUCUACAGGACUGGAUAUUGUGUUCAUCAUUAUGUCGUACACCAUGAUCCUUUGCACAGUGUUUCAGAUACCUUCCUGGGCUGCCAGAUUCAAGGCCCUCAACACAUGUGCUUCCCACAUCUGUGUCAUCCUUAUGUUCUUUGCCCCAGCAUUCUUUUCAUUUUUUGCCCAUCGUUUUGGGGGGAAAACCAUCCCUCACCAUGUCCACAUCCUAGUAGCCAACCUCUAUGUGGUGGUGCCCCCUAUGCUAAACCCCAUCAUUUAUGGGGUCAAAACCAAACAGAUCAACCGAGUAAUUUUGCUUUUCUCCUGCAUCAAUUAA
Molecule: messenger RNA, 942 nt
Organism: Zalophus californianus (California sea lion)
Lineage: Eukaryota; Metazoa; Chordata; Mammalia; Carnivora; Otariidae
Product: olfactory receptor 52Z1-like
Biological process (GO): G protein-coupled receptor signaling pathway
Cellular component (GO): membrane
Molecular function (GO): olfactory receptor activity; G protein-coupled receptor activity
Source: RefSeq, a predicted model, not a curated record